AUGGCGGCCUUGCCAGCAGGUGUUCAGUAUGCGUUAUCAUCAGAGUCUAGUUAUAAAGAAAACAAGGAACUAGUGUUUGUGAAAUUAACGGAUUCAGCAUUAAAAGCUAUAGAAGACUUCAUUAGAAAUAAUAGGAAAAUUAACAUCAUAAGAAAUCAAGUGAUUUCUCUGACACAAAAAUUGAUAAAUGACAUAUAUGUCAAGCACAGAAGGGCGAAGAAAAAUAAAGGAAUAGAUCCCAACUGA
Messenger RNA from Pieris macdunnoughi, 246 nucleotides. The record is from the annotation of a GenBank genome assembly. Lineage: Eukaryota; Metazoa; Arthropoda; Insecta; Lepidoptera; Pieridae.